Messenger RNA from Vigna radiata var. radiata (mung bean), 948 nucleotides. RefSeq lists its product as uncharacterized. The record is from RefSeq and is a predicted model, not a curated record. Bases 1 to 948 code for a protein of 315 amino acids. Lineage: Eukaryota; Viridiplantae; Streptophyta; Magnoliopsida; Fabales; Fabaceae. The transcript has a single exon.
AUGCGAACUCCUCAAAAACGCCCUACGCCGCCCAGGGCCGACAAUAGUAAGCAUUGUCUGUAUCACCAGAACAUGGGUCAUGACACCGAAGACUACAUGACACUCAAGGACCGAAUAGAUGGGCUCAUCCAGGCUGGGCACCUGAAACAGUACAUCCGGGCGUAUCGGCACGAAACGGCCCCAGCCGGACACCCUUCCACAUGGGAAAGGAGCCCCAGAACCUUACCCCACAACAAGACCAUGCACGAGCGGACUACCCCUAGAAACGAUCGCCCGAGAUACCAACGCGGGCAGGCCGGAAGACCUAGAAGUCCCGAGAGGGGUAGGGAUAGGAGCAGGAGUCGGAGUAGGAGCCGGGCCGGCGGAAAUGGCGGGCCGUUACAAGGAGUGAUCAACACAAUCUCAAGAGGAUUCACGGGUGGUGGAGUCUCAUCGUCAAUGCAUAAGAGGAGUAUCCGCCACCUACGGUCUAUACAUGCCGUAGAGGUCCCCAGGAGGACGAUGCCCCCCAUCACCUCCGACGAGGACUUUCACGCACCUGACCCAGAACAGGAUGACCCGAUUGUCAUUACAGUCGAGAUUGCGCGAUACGGGGUGAGUAAGGUGUUGGUGGAUCAAGGAAGCUCAGUCAAUAUACUCUACUGGAAGACAUUCCGACAAAUGGACAUCUCGGACGACCUCAUAGUACCAUAUGACGAACAAUUAGUGGGCUUCGCAGGAGAGCGGGUGGACACCAAGGGAUAUCUAGACUUGUGGACGCGUCUGGGAACCGGCCGAGAGGGUGAGGAGAAGAGAGUAAGAUACUUACUAGUGGACGCCAACACGUCCUAUAAUGUGCUGUUGGGACGGCCAUGCCUGAACUCCUUUGGCGCUAUCGUUUCCACCCCCCACUUGGCAAUGAAGUACCCUACCAGCCGGGGUACAAUUUGCACCAUCUGUGCCGAUUAG